AGCCAACACAACCACCUGUUAAAAGAAAAUAAAUACUCCUUUGUGAUUUAAAAAGUAUAAAUACGGUCUCGCUGGAAAAUUCUACAGCUUCGUUAGCGCAGUAACGGCCAACACAACAGUUUUAAUUAAAAAGUUUCAACGAAAAAUCAGUUGAAACUUCGACCAUAAUGGAAGAGGAAUGCGAGGAAAGUAUGUGCAUGAGUGGCGCGCGACAUCGACCUGAAACCAUCGGAGCUUUGGCCAGGAGCACGAGGUUCACGCCGCAUGAGAUCAAACUCAUGUAUCGCGGAUUUAAACAGGAAUGUCCAACCGGAGUGGUGGACGAGGAAGCCUUCAAGCACAUAUUCUCUCAAUUCUUCCCUCUUGGAGAUGCGUCCCAAUAUGCUCACUAUGUCUUCAACACUAUCAAACACAAGCAGAGUGGCAAAGUCAACUUCGAAGAAUUCCUCGAGAUCCUCUCCCGCGUGGCGCGGGGUUCUGUCCAGGAGAAGCUGUCCUGGGUUUUCGCGCUCUACGACGUGGACGGUGACGGUCGUAUAUCCCGGGCGGAGAUGCUGGCCGUGGUGCAGGCUAUAUACGAGCUGGUGGGGCGUGCAGCCUCACCGCCCGUGCACAACACGGCAGCCAAAGACCACGUCGACAGGAUAUUCCAUCUAAUCGACACCAAUGCCGAUGGAGUAGUGACCCCCGACGAGCUGGCCCGCUGGUGCAGCCGCGACCCCGCUCUGCUGCAGUCUCUCGACACCCUCGACACCAUCUUGUGAUCCCCGCCUGACGACAGCCGCGAGCUACAAUAACAGAAGAAACAGCCUCUCGCAAGACCAAGCGUCGCACGCGCCGCGCCUCUUCCCCGGCUACGCGGUGAACUGCACGUUAUACAUACAUAGGGAUCAAUUCUGCCUGCUUGUGAUUCUCGCUUUUACUGAACAAUCUUACUGACACAACAGAAACGAAAAUAAUUAAUUGAUAAGUAAUAAAGUGAAGGAAAAAUGUUAAAAGAUACAUUAAACCGAAGUUUAGGUAGUUUAGGUACUUACUCAAAUAUGUGCACGCGCAUGAACGCGCGUGGAUGCAUUUUCUGCGUGUUAGACCGUGCGUGUUUUCUAUACAA
Messenger RNA from Pectinophora gossypiella (pink bollworm), 1111 nucleotides. RefSeq names its product Kv channel-interacting protein 4-like. Lineage: Eukaryota; Metazoa; Arthropoda; Insecta; Lepidoptera; Gelechiidae. The transcript is spliced from 8 exons. Gene Ontology annotation, molecular function: calcium ion binding. Bases 168 to 764 code for a protein of 198 amino acids. The record is from RefSeq and is a predicted model, not a curated record.